UCAACUUUUCAUAUCUGAAUGAUUUUACAAUAUUGUGUUUGCUGUAUGUUCUGAAUAAUGAACUACAAGGGAAAACCUAACCUUUUAAAGGUUAGGAAAGGAGAACGGGAAAAUACUCUAAAAGACUAACUACCCUAACAGAAAACUUAACAUCAAUAGCUUUCCCUUAAACUGGAUUGUGUAUGUUUACCAAUCCAAGCUUAAGGAACGAUAAACUGAAAACGCACACGGUGAGGAAGUUUUGUUAAUAUUUCUGCAAGCUGUUCGUUAGAACGAAUAGGCAGUAGAUGAAGGAGAUUUGCUUGAAUCUUUUCACGUACAAUGUCACAGUCGAGUUCGAUAUGUUUAGUCCUUUCAUGGUAGCUUUGAUUGUGUGCAAUAUGUCUGGCAGACUUAUUGUCGCAGUAGAGGGCAGCAGUCGUAGUGGUCUCAACAUUGAGAUCUUGUAAGAUGUAAGAGAUCCAUUGGAUUUCACAUACUGUAGCAGUUAGUGCUCGAUAUUCUGCUUCGAUGGAUGACCUGGAAACAGUACUUUGUUUUUUAGUUUUCCAUGAUACAAGAGAGGAUCCAAGGAAGACACAAAAGUUAGUGGUAGAUCUUCUAGUAUUAGGACAAGUUGCCCAGUCCGAGUCACUGAAAGCUUUGAUCUGGAUAUGAGAGUCAGCAGCUAAAAUCAUUCAGAUAUGAAAAGUUGAUGUUUUUCUUACCUUUCCUUGCUCCUCUUGCUCCAAUCUACCUCUUUCUUUCUUCUUGCAUCUGCAGUAGAGAACUUCCGGUGUGUCUACCGUUGCUUCUCUCUCUAUAUGAAAGAGACGCUCUCCUCUGCUUCUCUCUCUACCCAUUGUCGAAGACUGACAGCGUCUGGGAGCUUCUGGAGGAGAUAUUUUUUAUCUCCGUGGACUUUCGACUUUUGGAUUUUGGCUUAAAGGCUUUUGGGCCUUUUCUAUUCGGCUUAUUGUUUGGGCCUCACUAUAAUAUGGUAUCAGAAGUGCAACCUGUUUCUUGAGUUGUUCUUGGCUUCUUGAUCUGUUCUUGUCAUGAUAGAAACCAACACAGAUCCCACCACUAAUCCAUCAAGCCCCUAUUAUCUUCAUCCUGGUGAAAAUCCAGGUGUUACCCUCAUUUCCCAGGUUCUUACUGAAUCCAAUUACUCAUCAUGGAGUAGAAAUCUGAAACAUGCUAUACUCUCGAAAAACAAAAUUAAAUUCAUUGAUGGCAGUAUCCAAAAACCUACGAGAACUGACAAAUUAUUUGAAGCAUGAGAAAGAUGUGAUACAAUGGUUCUAUCCUGGAUCAUCAAAACCCUUUCAACCCAGAUUGCAGAAAGUGUUCUUUAUGUUGACACUGCCCAAGAUCUUUGGGAAGAACUCAAAGAUAGGUUUUCUAAGGGGGAUUAUUUCAAGAUUUCCGACUUAUUACAAGACAUUCAUUCUAUCAAGUAAGGAGAAAGAAAUAUCAGUCAAUAUUUCACUGACUUAAAAAUUCUUUGGGAAAAAUUAGAAUCUCUCGGGCCUAUACCUUGUUGCACCUGCAAGGACCCAUGCACCUGUGAUAUAUCUAAAAUCUCUCUAAAAUACAGAGACUAAACAUGUUAUUUGCUUCCUAAAAGGACUCAAUGACACCUAUCAAACUGUUCGGACUCAAAUCCUUCUAAUGGAGCCACUUCCCAACAUCAACAAGGUUUUUUCUCUCCUAACGCAACAAGAAAGACAUCAUCAGGAUAGGGGAGGCCAAAAUGAAUCUUUCAAGAUUUUAGCCAGCACAUUUGACAAGACAAAUUGGAGAGGACAAGGCCGUGGCACUAACUCAUGUGGCCAAGGAAGAGGAAGAGAGAUAAAUCCCAAUUAUGGGAAGCAAUGCUCCCAUUGUCACAAGAUGAAUCACACAAUUGACAAAUGUUACUCUAAACAUGGCUUUCCACCAUGGUACAAGAAGAAUGAUCACCAAAAUAUUCAGGAUAGGGGAGGCCAAAAUGGAGUUAUGCUAAUGCUUGCAAAGAAGAUUCUCUCUCUACCCAUUGUCGAAGACUGACAGCGUCUGGGAGCUUCUGGAGGAGAUAUUUUUUUAUCUCCGUGGACUUUCGACUUUUGGAUUUUGGCUUAAAAGGCUUUUGGGCCAUUUCUAUUCGACUUAUUGUUUGGGCCUCAUUAUAAUAUAUUUGAUUAUUUUUUUCUUCAGCAUGAUGAUACUGGUAUUGGUAUGAAGUAUUACUAUACUGGUUUCAUUGCUAACUAGUCUCUUUUAGAAACUCUCAAAAGAGCACCUUUAGGAGAGUCUUCCUUUUAUGUACUUGGUUGAUAGUAUUAGGUUGUGUGUAUGGUAUAUUUUUUACAACACUCUUGUGGGUAUUCUUACGCUACUAUUUGACGACUGUUAGGUUACAGGCAGAUUUAAGUCAUGUUUGUUAUUUUCUUUUGUAGGAAAUUAAGGAGUUUCUGAAACCGUGGUAGUUUGUAGACAACUGGACUUUGAGAAUCGUAAUUGGGGAACACCACUAAAGGUAGAUGAAAACAGAAGACAGGUGGUGGACGGUGGACCCUAAUAAAAAGUCUACAAGAAAGCAAUUAUUUGUGAGUUCUCUUGAUUCACUUAGGCGUAUUGGAAAUAUAACUCCACAUGUGGAGCAAUCUAGUUUACUUGGUUCCGAGAUCAGUAUUGCAUAUGGUGCAUGUUUCGGGAUACAAGGUUGAAGUUCCUUACUCAAAGCACUCUAGGUUAAGACUGGACGAACUCCUUAGUUGUCCUCCAUCCUCCAAGUUACGUUGUUCGUUCUCCCUCCUCUUUAUCCAAACCAUGUGGGUGGGUACUUGUCAAAGACACUCCAACGUUCAAGUUAGUAAUGUAACCGAACGGUUGGCUCAACAAGUAAUGCAUAUAUUGUGCAUCGUGAUCCUAAAUUCAUACCUGAGACCUUUAUUUAUACUAGUUGUGAUGGACCUUUACCUUUCGUCAGUCUAAUGACGACCCAAUCACACCUUAAUCUACAUUAGGGGCUUAAUGAGUCAUUACUAUUGGGCACAACUUGGGAGGAAGUCUUGGGAGGACGACCUGGGUUGGACGACAGACUGUACGGUACACAGUGGUGGCUGUGGACUAUACUGUACAGAUUUAUUUUAUUAAGUCAUCAUAUAUAUAUAUAUAUAUAUAUAUAUAUAUAUCAUAUAAUUUACAAGUCUAGUUUAUAAGGAAAUCCAGUAGAAUUCAACCUAUUGGGAGUCAUUAAUGAAGUUUUUGGCAGUAAAAGGCUCGGCCUCAGCAGAAUGAGUGAUCACUUUGAAUCUCUCCCAUGGGACUCUAUUGGAGGUUUGAGCACCAGGUCCAAAGUUAUUAUACUCUCUAUAGAAUAGAGUGUUAAGACCAGAAGUAGUGUCUUCUCACUCUAACCAGCCAAUUGUGUCAAUUAUAUCACUCAUAUAACUUUCCAUGAUAAUAGUUCUCGAAUAAUUCUUACAUGGCCUCCCUAAAUAUGUUUGGAAUUUCUUUUUGACGCCUUCAAACUCGUGAGUGACACCAAUCCUAUAGUUUUGUAUUACAAUUCCACUAUCUUCGUUAUUUGUUCUUCUUUGGGUGGUUAUGACGUUAUGCUGGCCUGUGAGAGGAAUUCUCACUUGGAUAUCACAGUCUUGUAAUACCACUUGAGCCGUGUCGCCAAAAGUAAAAUCUAAUGUGUCUUCAAUAAGACACUUCAUAAAAAAAUGUAUACCCUGCAUAACAUAUAGUGUCUUGAUAUCCCAACACCUCACAAUUGUAAAAUGCAGAGAAAACUUCUAUUAGCGCUAGGCCAACAACUUGUUUGUUUAAAGGUCUCACGUACUACAUUCUUCAAAGUAAACUCUAUUAAACCUAGCCAUGAAGAAUUCAUUCUUAGUCUUGGUCACCUUAUUGUUGAUUGUCAAUGCUAGUAUUCCCCAAAGUGAGACCGAGGGCUGUUGGAGGAUGAAAAAGACUUGGAGGUUUUGAGGUAUGAUAUGGUCGUAGCUUUAGAUGGUAGUGAUAGUUUCACUACCAUUUCUAAAGCCAUAGAAGUUGCUUCUGUGUUGAGUUCAAGGAGCAUUAUUAUAAAAAUAAAAGGGGGCAUAUACCAAGAGAAUCUAAUAUUUCCUCCUAACAAGACUACCCUCUUUUUGGUUGGGGUGAUGGAAGAGACAUCACUAUCAUUACCGAAACCAAAAAUGGGUGAUAUAUGCCCCCUUUUAUUUUUAUAAUAAUUCUCCUUGAACUCAACACAGAAGCAACUUCUAUGGCUUUAGAAAUGGUAGUGAAACUAUCACUACCAUCUAAAGCUACGACCAUAUCAUACCUCAAAACCUCCAAGUCUUUUUCAUCCUCCAACAGCCCUCGGUCCCACUUUGGGGAAUAUUAGCAUUGACAAUGAACAAUAAGGUGACCCAGAAUAAGAAUGAAUUUUUCAUGGCUAAGUUUAAUAGACUUUACUCGAAAGAAUGUAGUACGUGAGACCUUUAAACAAACAAGCAGUUGCCUUAGCGCUAAUAGGAUUUUUCUCCGUAUUUUACAACUGUGAGGUGUUGGGAUAUCAAGACACUUUAUAUGUUAGGCACAGUAGAUUUUAUUUUUAGCGACAUGGCACAGGUUGUAUUACAAAACUGUGAUAUUCAAGUGAUAAUUCCUCUCACAAGCCAGCAGAACGUCAUAACCGCACAAGGAAGAACGAAUAACGAAGAUGGUGGAAUUGUAAUCCAAAAUUGUAGGAUUGGUACCACUCACGAGUUUGAAGGCGUCAAAAAGAAAUUCCAAACAUAUUUAGAGAGACCAUGUAAGAAUUAUUCGAGAACUAUCAUCAUGGAAAGUUAUAUGCGUGAUAUAAUUGACUCAGCUGGUUGGUUAGAGUGGGAAGGCACUACUUCUGGUCUUAACACUCUAUUCUAUAGAGAGUAUAACUUUGGACUUGGUGCUCAAACCUCCAAUAGAGUCACAUGGAAGGGAUUCAAGGUGAUCACUCAUUCUGCUGAGGUCGAGCCUUUUACUGUCAGAAACUUCAUUAAUGACUCCCAAUGGUUGAAUUCUACUGGAUUUCCUUAUAAACUAGACUUGUAAAUUAUACGAUGACUUAGUAAAAUAAACGGUACGGUCCACAGCCACCACUGUGUAUCGUACGGUCUGUCAUCCUCCCAAGUCCGUCCUCCCAGGCUGAAACCAGCAGUAAUGAUUCAUUAAGCCCCUAAUGCAAAUUAAGGUGUGAUUGGACCCCAGCGAAAAGUAAAGGUUCAUCACAACUAGUAUAAAUAAAGGUCCCAGGUAUGAAUUUAGGAUCACGAUGCACAAUAUAUGCAUUACUUGCUUUGUCAACCAUUCGGUUACAUUACUAACUUGAACGUUGAAAUGUCUUUGAAAGUACCCACCCACAUGGCUUGGACAGGGAGGAGGAACAACUUAACUUACGUGCCAACCAUUCGGUUACAUUACUAACUUGAGCCUUGGAACGCCUUUGAAGGUGCCUACCCACAUGGCUUGGACAAGGAGGAGGAACAACUUAACUUAGAGGAUGGAGGACAACUAGGGAGCCUGUUCGGUCUUCAAGACAACCUGGAGUGUUUUGAGUAAGGGUCUUUAACCCUAUACAUGAAACAGUGCAACUCCAUCUUCUGAAUAUAGAAGCAUUUCAAAGAUGAAAACUCUUGAGUCUACUCCUACCAUGUUGAAUCUGAAAGAAGGAAUGAACAGACUGAAAGCUAUGUUAUCAAAAUACUCUCUGCUGGUUUUUCUUUGUCAAAUAAAAACUAUCUGGAAUAUAAGCAAGAUGAAAGUCGCCAAACUCUUCUUCCACAGGAAAAACUGUUUAGUUUAACUCUAGAGCGUAACAAGCGUAAUGGUUUUAUUGAUAGCAAUGAUUAUGGAAUUCGGUCUUUUGAAAAUAAUUGCAAGUCAUGUCAAAAUGUAAAGACUUCGGAUACCAAACUGGACGAGGAAAACUUAAUUUUGAUUUCAGCUGAUGUUUCUUGCAAUGAUGAAAAUCUUAAGACUGUGGAAAUGGAAGAUUCUCCCUCAUUUAACAAAGAUGGUAGAUGUGAACCUGGCAGAUGGAACGGUUGAGAAAGGGAACGAUGAAAUAUUGGUUCCAAGCCCUCCUAUCCCAGAAGUAGCUACUCUGUUGCACUCCUG
This is a messenger RNA of Vigna radiata var. radiata (mung bean), 6120 nucleotides long. Its product is annotated as pectinesterase-like. Bases 4549 to 5055 code for a protein of 168 amino acids. Gene Ontology annotation, molecular function: pectinesterase inhibitor activity; pectinesterase activity. The transcript has a single exon. The record is from RefSeq and is a predicted model, not a curated record. Gene Ontology annotation, biological process: cell wall modification. NCBI's taxonomy places the organism in Eukaryota, Viridiplantae, Streptophyta, Magnoliopsida, Fabales, Fabaceae.